UCUCCAUUCACCUAAAUGCUCUUUGCCUCCCUUUUCCCUCAUCUUCCUUACCUUUUUGACACUGUUUCUGCACCUUAUUUUUCUGUCUUCUUCAUCUAGGGUUUCUUUUCUCAACUCAACCCAACAAUAAAGAGUUCAAAAGAUUCUCAUCUUUCAAUGGCUGCAAUGUUUUUCUCCGUUGGCGGACAAUCAAACGAUAGUGAUUGAAAGAAGUUACUCUAGGGAGACAAGGUUAAAAUAAUGAAAGUUGCAUUAUUUUAGGUUGCACUUGCAGACCUUGAAUCAGGCUUUGUGAAGAUGGCUUCUUCCAGCUACUCCAAUUCUCCCUGUGCAGCCUGCAAAUUCCUAAGGAGAAAAUGCUUGCCAGGUUGCAUCUUCGCCCCAUAUUUUCCGCCCGAGGAGCCACACAAAUUUUCCAAUGUCCACAAAAUAUUUGGAGCAAGCAAUGUUAGCAAACUCCUCAAUGAAAUUGCGCCCCAUCAAAGAGAAGAUGCAGUCAACUCUCUCGCAUAUGAAGCUGAGGCACGGAUGAAAGAUCCGGUGUAUGGUUGUGUUGGAGCAAUCUCAGUCCUCCAACGACAAGUUCUUCGACUUCAGAAAGAAUUGGAUGCCACUAAUGCUGAUUUGAUGCGGUUCACCAGCAAUGAACAGCCUACCACGAUGCCUGCCUUUGAUUUUGAGUAUGGUAGAAGGAUGGAUCAAGGAGGGGGUGCAUUUGAUCAGAGUUAUGGUGGUUUUUCUUAUCCUUAUAACUCUCCAUGGAAUAAUAACCCUUCAGGAGAUAGCCCUGAGGGAGGAGGAGAUGGUAGUGUGUAGCAUGUGAUAUUAUAUAUAAUGGCAGUUCAGUGCACGAGACUCCUAUUACUGUAGAUUCUGGGCACGAUCAGAUGUACGUAACUUUCUUUCCGCUUGCGAAGAAAUUAUUUUUGUGAUUUGAACGCAUGACAUCUUGGUUGCAAAGCAACUUUAUCGCUUCACCAAGACCUGCCUCGUAGCAUGUGAUAUUAUAUAUGUGCAUUGUUUUAGGUAGUGACCCAUGAGGGAGGUGUGUUAUGUGUAAAACCGUAUGUGCAUAUUAGAUGGGGUUUCUUCACCACAUUUGUAAGGGACUUGGUUUUAUGGAAUAUAUAGUCUUGUAUGGUAUUUUGUGAAGAGGGUUUUUAAUAAGAUUAAGUUAAUUAAA
Messenger RNA from Camellia sinensis, 1183 nucleotides. RefSeq names its product LOB domain-containing protein 25. Lineage: Eukaryota; Viridiplantae; Streptophyta; Magnoliopsida; Ericales; Theaceae. The record is from RefSeq and is a predicted model, not a curated record.